Messenger RNA from Lindgomyces ingoldianus, 816 nucleotides. RefSeq lists its product as uncharacterized. The record is from RefSeq and is a predicted model, not a curated record. The transcript has 8 exons. NCBI's taxonomy places the organism in Eukaryota, Fungi, Ascomycota, Dothideomycetes, Pleosporales, Lindgomycetaceae. The coding region runs from base 1 to 816 and encodes 271 amino acids.
AUGAAUUUCCGUCCUCUGGAUAAAAUCCUAGAAAAAUCCCUUCCAGCAACCUAUUUUAGCCCAGUUCUCACGCACGUGACUGAAACUCAUUGGACACCCUGGUGGGAGCAGGAAAUGCUACUGUCUCGGCCCCACGGCAGCAAUCCAAUAGCAAAGCAACUGGUUUGCAAGCCUGCUCCCUUGACUAAGAAAAACACACAAUGUAGUCAUUCACCCUUGAAGUUUAUCGAGCAUGCCGUACAUGACUAUUUCUCCCGGCUCUGCACUUUCUCUCGGGAUUCUUCCAUUGGCCUUUUCCACCUACCUUUCGGUCGAGCGUACAAGUUUACUCCAAGCAAGGAAUUGAUGACUCAUCUCCACGUACAGGUUACCUCGUGGAUGGAUGAUCAAUCCGAAGAAGACAGUCAGAAACAAUACCUAAACUGCGAUCCAGAAAGUGAACCACUGCACCUUGUUCCUCCUAUCAUGCCAAAAAUUCCCAAUCUAAGGAGGAUGCGGCUGUUUGAAUACUUCAACUUGUAUUUGUCGGCGCAACAGUCCUCGCGCAUGAUUCACUUGCAGUUUAGUAUCUCCAGGUCUGGGCAAGUUGGAUUGUCGCCGGAGGAGCGGGUUUCCUCCACCCAUUUCCGGACUCUUGUGGUCCUGGAGAUCAAACCUGUUUUGAUGCUUGAGGAAGUAAGCAUGAUGAAAGAUGCAGAGCUUCGUAUCAUUGUCCAUAAGCCGGAGGUGGUUAGCAAGAUUAUUCGUCUAUUGGAUCUCAAGGCCAGUGAAUUUUUUGAGAUUGAACGCGGUGAAGGUUGCUCCAAACUUGAUUGA